UGGUGCUUCAUUUGUAAAAUCAUAACCUAAUUUGAUGUUUAAUAGGCUUUUCCUUAAUGCCUCCUUAUUAUACCCAACAUAUUCGCUUAUCCAACAUCCUGCUGGCCCGUUUAUGUUGGAUAAGUGAGACUCUACUGUAAUAAUUUUUUUUUUCGUGACAGGAGCAACUGGAGUUGUUUCUGGAGUGAGAGAAUUGGCCGUCUGCAAGGACGUUGCCCAGGGGACGCCCGAAUGUUUGGAUGUUUUUAUCAUCCUCAUGGGAGGCUUCUCUCAUGUCCCCCGCUUGGAGCUGGAGCUGAUAGAGGGAGCUCAUCUGCACUCUCCCCGGGUGGGAUUCGAACCUGGCAGCCUUCAGGUCAGCAACCCAACCUUCAAGUCACGAGGCUUUUAUCCCCCAGGCCACCGGAGGCUCCAAUAAUAAUAAUAAUAAUAAUAAUAAUAAUAAUAAUAAUAAUAAUAAUAAUAAUAAUGAAAAACGAGUCCCUGCAUGCAUUAACCAUCCCUCACUAGUAAUAAUAGUAAGGAAACCCUAUUCCUUGCUUGCCUUGAUCUGCUUAUUGUGGGCUAAGGGAAGGGGGGGAGCAUUGCUAAGCCUUUGCCAGAGCUGCCUGCCUCUGGCCCCAUAAAUCACCCUUCGCCUCUCCUUGUGCUUUUCUCCUCUCUGGGUUUGUUAUAGGAACGAAGGAACGAAGGAGGAAGACUUUCCACUCCUUUUUAAGACACUGGCGGAUGGAUGGAUGGAGUGUUUAUGGAGGGAGGGCUUCCAGGGGAUGCCACAGGGAUCAUUGGGGAAGUUAGAAGAGCCAAUUUGCAGCAACGCCUGGGGCAAACAUCUGGAGGAAACUCGACUCCCAGAGCCCUUCCUUUGCACUCUGCACAUGCCCUGGGGACCUCUCUUUUCCAUAUUUAGCCUGCUUUUCCAUUUCUGUGGGACGGGCCUUUUCCAUGCGUCCGGGGAAUUCCUGGAGGAUCCUUCCCUUUUUGGGGAGGCAAAAUAUCAUAGGGUCUUUUUGGAAAUUUCGGGCGACUCAAUGGAGAUUCAAUUUGAGUCCAAACUGCUGCAAAACAAAAAGAAAACCCUUUUCCAGCUUGGCCUUCCCUCCCUGAUCCUUUUCCCAUUUAAGGCCAAAGAAAGGCAUAUAUCCGUUAUGGACAGGGCUUUUUUCUCAGGCUGACUUUCCCUCGGGGCUCAAACGUUGCAUAAAUACGGCCUAAAUAGGGAUAAACAGAGAGACCUUUGCAAGCCUUUAAUUAUGGAUUUCAGGCUGUUGGAGAGAUAAGACCCCUUUUGGGCCAUAUAUCUGCAAAUUCCCUCUUUUUUUUAAAUGCAUGAGAAAGCAGGAAAGAGAUAGCAAAGUGUUGCAUCCUGUUUAAAGACAAGCAAAAAAAAAUUAAACCCAAUUUCUGCUGGGGGUGGAAUAGUUUAUAAAAAGCAUAACAGGAGGAAGGUUUUCCCAAGCCUCCCAUAAAGUUUGGUCCUAAAAGGAAAGCUUAAAGAGCGAAAAGGAAUGGAUCUAAAUGUGAAUCAUGUCUCUUUAGGGGUUGAUUCAAUCCUCAGGGGUGGUCCUUAUGGGUCCCUCCCCAUCACUGGGCUCUAUAUAGGGAAGAGGCGAUGCUCCAAAAGCCCUUGUCGCUUGCGGUGCUGCUUCCGGACGCCUUCCUGGACCUUUUCUCCUUUUUUCUGGCCCCAAGUGCCCUCCGAUCCCGGCCAUGGCCCAGAAAGGCCCGCUGAGCGAGGAUGAGAAGUUCCUCUUUGUGGACAAGGACCCUCUGGGAGGGACGGUGGCGCAAGCGGACUGGUCGGCCAAGCGCCUGGUCUGGGUCCCUUCCGAGAAGCAUGGCUUCGAGGCGGCCAGCGUCAAGGAGGAGAAGGGCGAGGAGGUGCUGGUGGAGCUGGCCGAGAACGGGCGCAAGGCCACCUUCGCCAAGGACGACAUCCAGAAGAUGAACCCCCCCAAGUUCUCCAAGGUGGAGGACAUGGCUGAGCUCACUUGCCUCAACGAGGCUUCCGUCCUCCACAACCUGCGUGAGAGAUACUUCUCCGGACUCAUCUACACAUAUUCAGGCCUCUUCUGCGUUGUAGUCAACCCUUACAAACAGCUUCCUAUUUAUUCGGAGAAGAUCGUGGACAUGUACAAAGGCAAGAAGAGGCACGAGAUGCCGCCCCACAUCUACGCCAUUGCCGACACGGCCUACCGGAGCAUGCUGCAAGAUCGAGAGGAUCAAUCCAUUCUUUGCACGGGUGAAUCCGGUGCCGGCAAGACAGAAAACACCAAGAAGGUCAUCCAGUAUUUGGCCGUGGUGGCCUCCUCCCACAAGGGCAAGAAGGACACCAGCAUCACGCAAGGGCCGUCUUUUGCUUACGGCGAAUUGGAGAAGCAGCUCCUCCAAGCAAAUCCUAUCCUGGAAGCUUUUGGAAAUGCCAAAACGGUGAAAAAUGACAAUUCUUCCCGAUUCGGAAAAUUCAUCCGGAUCAAUUUCGACGUCACCGGAUACAUCGUGGGAGCCAACAUCGAAACCUAUUUGCUGGAGAAAUCCCGCGCCAUCCGCCAAGCCAGGGAAGAGCGGACCUUCCACAUAUUUUACUAUCUGCUUGCCGGGGCCAGCGAGCAAAUGAAGAGUGACCUGCUGCUGGAGAACUUCAACAACUACACCUUCCUCUCCAACGGAUACGUCCCCAUUCCAAGCCAGCAAGAUGACGAAAUGUUCCAGGAGACCCUUGAAGCCAUGGCUAUUAUGGGGUUCAAUGAAGAGGAGCAGAUUGCAAUGCUGAGAGUGGUCUCCUCGGUCCUACAGCUGGGCAACAUCGUCUUCAAGAAGGAGAGGAACACUGACCAGGCCUCCAUGCCGGACGAUACAGUGGCUCAGAAGGUGUGCCACCUGAUGGGAAUCAACGUGACGGAUUUCACGCGAGCGAUUCUUACGCCGAGGAUCAAAGUCGGGAGAGACGUGGUGCAGAAAGCGCAGACCAAGGAACAGGCGGAUUUUGCCAUCGAAGCCCUGGCCAAAGCCAUCUAUGAGCGCCUUUUCCGAUGGAUCUUGACCCGCGUCAACAAGGCCCUGGAUAAGACCAAACGACAAGGAGCCUCCUUCUUGGGGAUCCUGGACAUCGCUGGCUUCGAGAUCUUCGAGAUCAAUUCCUUUGAGCAGCUCUGCAUCAACUACACCAACGAGAAGCUGCAGCAGCUCUUCAACCACACCAUGUUCAUCCUGGAGCAGGAGGAGUAUCAGAGGGAGGGCAUCGAGUGGAACUUCAUCGACUUCGGGCUCGAUCUCCAGCCCUGCAUCGAACUGAUCGAAAGACCUAACAACCCUCCGGGCAUCUUGGCCCUUCUGGACGAGGAAUGCUGGUUCCCCAAAGCCACCGACACUUCGCUGGUGGAGAAGCUGUGCGCGGAACAAGGGAAUCACCCCAAAUUCCAGAAGCCAAAGCAGCUCAAGGACAAGACGGAGUUCUGCAUCAUGCAUUACGCGGGGAAGGUCAUCUACAAUGCGACCGCAUGGCUGACGAAGAACAUGGAUCCCUUGAACGAUAACGUGACGGCUUUGCUCAACCAGUCUUCUGAAAAGUUCGUGGGGGAUCUUUGGAAAGACGUGGACCGCAUCGUGGGAUUGGACCAGAUGGCCAAGAUGACCGAGAGCUCGCUGCCCAGCGCCUCCAAGACCAAGAAGGGCAUGUUCCGGACGGUGGGGCAGCUCUACAAGGAGCAGCUGACCAAGCUGAUGACCACCCUCCACAACACCAGCCCCAACUUUGUCCGGUGCAUCAUCCCCAACCAUGAGAAGAGGUCUGGGAAACUCGAUGCCCACCUGGUGCUAGAGCAGCUGCGGUGCAACGGGGUUUUGGAGGGGAUCCGCAUCUGCCGACAAGGCUUCCCCAACAGGAUCGUCUUCCAGGAGUUCCGCCAACGCUAUGAAAUCCUUGCUGCCAAUGCCAUUCCGAAAGGAUUUAUGGAUGGGAAACAGGCCUGUAUCCUCAUGAUCAAAGCCCUGGAGUUGGAUCCCAACUUGUACCGGAUCGGUCAGAGCAAGAUUUUCUUCCGGACGGGAGUCUUGGCCCAUUUGGAGGAAGAGCGGGACCUCAAGAUCACCGACGUCAUCAUCACCUUCCAGGCCCAGUCCCGGGGAUACCUGGCCAGGAAGGCUUUUGCAAAGAGGCAGCAGCAAUUGACGGCCAUGAAGGUCAUCCAGAGGAACUGCGUGGCUUAUCUGAAGCUAAGGAACUGGCAAUGGUGGAGGCUCUUCACCAAAGUGAAGCCGCUGCUUCAAGUGACCCGUCAGGAGGAAGAGAUGCAGGUCAAAGACGAGGAGCUCAAGGCGGUGAAGGAGCGUCAGAUCAAGACCGAGAGCGAACUCAAGGAGCUGGAGCAGAAACACAACCAGUUGACGGAAGAGAAGAACCAACUCCAGGAGCAGCUGCAGGCCGAGACGGAGCUGUACGCCGAGGCGGAGGAGAUGCGGAUCCGCCUGGCGGCCAAGAAGCAGGAGCUGGAGGAGAUCCUGCACGAAAUGGAGGCCCGGAUCGAGGAGGAGGAAGAGCGUGGGCAGCAGCUGCAGGCUGAGAAGAAGAAGAUGCAGCAGCAGAUGCUGGAACUGGAGGACCAGCUGGAAGAAGAGGAAGCCGCCCGGCAGAAGCUGCAGCUGGAGAAAGUGACGGCGGAAGCCAAGAUCAAGAAGCUGGAGGAUGACGUCUUGGUGAUGGACGACCAGAACAUCAAGCUCACUAAGGAGAGGAAGCUGAUGGAGGAGCGCAUCAGCGACCUGAGCACCAACCUGGCAGAGGAGGAGGAGAAGGCCAAGAACCUGACCAAGCUGAAGAACAAGCACGAGUCCAUGAUCUCGGAGCUGGAGGUGCGGUUGAAGAAGGAGGAGAAGAGCCGCCAGGAGCUGGACAAGGCCAAGCGCAAGUUGGAGGGUGAGGCCAGCGACCUCCACGAGCAGAUCGCGGACCUCCAGGCCCAGAUCGCGGAGCUCAAGGCCCAGCUGGCCAAGAAGGAGGAGGAGCUGCAAGCCGCACUGGCCAGGCUUGAGGAUGAAACGGGACAGAAGAACAACGCCUUGAAGAAAAUCCGGGAGUUGGAGGCCCACAUCUCAGACCUUCAGGAGGACCUGGACUCGGAGCGGGCAGCCCGGAACAAGGCCGAGAAGCACAAGCGGGAUCUGGGCGAGGAGCUGGAGGCCCUGAAGACGGAGCUGGAGGACACCCUGGACAGCACCGCCACCCAGCAGGAACUCAGGGCCAAGAGGGAGCAGGAAGUGACUGUUCUAAAGCGGGCGCUGGAGGAGGAGACACGAACUCACGAAGCUCAGGUCCAGGAGAUGCGGCAGAAGCACACGCAGGCUGUGGAGGAGCUGGCAGAGCAGCUGGAACAAUUCAAGCGGGCCAAAGCCAACCUGGACAAAACCAAGCAGGGCCUGGAGAAGGACAACGCUGACCUCAGCAAUGAGGUCCGGUCACUCAACCAGGCCAAGCAAGAAGUGGAGCACAAGAAGAAGAAGCUGGAAGGGCAGCUCCAGGAACUGCAGACCAAGUUCGCGGAAGGAGAAAGGGUCCGGACGGAGCUGGGAGAAAAAGUCAACAAGCUACAGGUGGAAGUGGAAAACGUGACGGGGCUCUUGAGUGAGGCUGAAAGCAAGACCAUCAAGCUGAACAAGGACGUCUCAACCUUGAGUUCCCAGUUGCAGGACACUCAGGAGCUCCUCCAAGAAGAGACGCGGCAGAAGCUCAACUUGUCCACCAAACUUCGCCAAAUGGAGGAUGAGAAGAACAGCUUGCAGGACCAACUGGACGAAGAGAUGGAGGCCAAGCAGAACCUGGAGCGGCAUAUUUCAACCCUCAAUGUCCAGCUCUCGGACUCCAAGCGGAAGCUGCAGGAAUACGUGGCCACCGUGGAAAACAUGGAGGAAGGCAAGAAGCGGCUGCAGAAGGAGGUCGAGGGCCUGACGCAACAGUUUGAGGAGAAGGCGGCCUCCUACGACAAGCUGGAGAAGACCAAGAACCGCCUGCAGCAGGAGCUGGACGACUUGGUGGUGGACCUGGACAACCAGCGGCAGAUGGUCUCCAACCUGGAGAAGAAGCAGAAGAAGUUCGACCAGUUGCUGGCGGAGGAGAAGACCAUCUCCUCCAAGUUUGCAGAAGAGCGGGACCGCGCGGAGGCUGAGGCCAGGGAGAAGGAGACCAAGGCCCUGUCUCUGGCGCGGGCUCUGGAGGAGGCCCUGGAGGCCAAGGAGGAGCUGGAGAGGGCCAACAAGGGCCUGCGGGCUGAGAUGGAGGACCUGGUCAGCUCCAAGGACGACGUCGGGAAGAACGUCCACGACCUGGAGAAGUCCAAGCGGGCGCUGGAGCAGCAGGUGGAGGAAAUGAAGACGCAGCUAGAGGAGCUGGAGGACGAGCUCCAGGCCACGGAGGACGCCAAGCUGCGGCUGGAGGUCAACAUGCAGGCCCUCAAGGGGCAGUUCGAGCGCGACCUCCAAGCCCGGGAUGAGCAGAACGAGGAGAAACGCCGCCAGCUCCAGAAGCAGCUCCAUGAAAUGGAAGUGGAGCUGGAGGAUGAGCGAAAGCAACGGGGCCUGGCUGCUGCGGCCAAGAAGAAGCUGGAGGUGGACCUCAAGGACCUGGAGGGGCAGGUGGACUCGGCCAACAAGGGCCGGGAGGAGGCCAUCAAGCAGCUACGGAAACUGCAGGCUCAGAUGAAGGACUUCCAGCGAGAGCUGGAUGAUGCCCGGGCCUCAAGGGAAGAGGUCUUUGCCACGGCCAGAGAGAACGAGAAGAAGGCCAAGAACCUGGAGGCCGAGCUGAUGCAGCUCCAGGAGGAUUUGGCGGCCGCAGAACGAGCCAAGAAGCAAGCGGAGCAAGAGAAAGACGACUUGGCGGAAGAGCUGGCCAGCGCCACUUCGGGCAGGACCAGCCUCCAGGACGAGAAGCGCCGUUUGGAGGCCAGGAUCUCGCAGCUGGAGGAAGAGCUGGAGGAGGAGCAGGGCAACAUGGAGGCCAUGAGCGACCGCUUCCGGAAGGCCGUCCAGCAGUCGGAGCAGCUGAGCAACGAACUGGCGUCGGAGCGGGCAGCGGCGCAGAAGAACGAGAGCGGGCGGCAGCAGCUGGAGCGGCAGAACAAGGAGCUGCGGUCCAAGUUGCAGGAGAUGGAGGGGGCCGUCAAGUCCAAGUUCAAGGCCACCGUCACGGCCCUCGAGGCCAAGAUCGCACAGCUGGAGGAGCAGCUGGAGCAGGAGGCCAGGGAAAAGCAGACAGCCGCCAAGGCCCUGCGGCAGAAGGACAAGAAGCUCAAGGAGGUUUUGCUUCAGGUGGAGGAUGAGAGGAAGCAGGCGGAGCAAUACAAAGACCAGGCGGACAAAGGCAACGCCCGGGUGAAGCAGCUGAAGCGGCAGCUGGAGGAGGCCGAAGAGGAGGCCCAGCGCAUCAACGCCAGCCGCCGGAAGCUGCAGCGGGAGCUGGACGAGGCCACCGAGGGCAGCGAGGCCUUGGGCCGGGAAGUGACCGCCCUCAAGAACAAGCUCAGACGGGGCAACGAGCCCUCCGCCUCGUCCUUUGCCCCGUCCAGACGGUCCGGCGGAGGAGGAGGAGGGAGACGCACCAUCGAAAACGCGGCCGGAGACGGGUCGGAGGACGAAGCCGAUGCCAAAGACGGGGACUUCAACGGCACCAAGGCCGAGUGAGGGCCCUCCGAAGGGCAUCCAAACGGACCCCACACCCAAAAUAUAUACAAAAAAAAAAUUGGAAAAGGAUUACCCGAUGCCAGGGGGGUCGUUUUCGUAUCACCAUUUAAUGCUUUUAUGUUUUCCCAACGGUCACCUCCAGCUCAUGGCACCAACGGCUUUUCCUCGAGUGCAAGCACCGAUACCUCUACGCUGGGCAGGAUUCGUAUUCAUAUUAUUAUUAUUAAUAAUAAUAUUAUUAUUCCCUUUUCAGAAACAUUCUUGUGCCUCUAGGGACAGAAAUUCAGAAAUAUUAUACGCAUACUGAUGGAUUGUUAUUAUUUCCCCCCCUCUGAAAUAUUAUUUUUCCCCCUCUCUGAAAUAUUAUUUUUCCCCUUUAUGGAUUACAAUAAUAUUUUGGAAGAAGUAAUAAUAAUAAUAAUAAAUAUUCCCCUUUCAGAAACAUUCUUGUGCCCCUAGAGACAGAAAUUCAGAAAUAUUAUACAUGUACUGAUGGAUUAUUAUUAUUUUCCCCUCUCUGAAAUAUUAUUUUUCCCCUUUAUGGAUUACAAUAUUUUGGAAGAAAUAAUAAUAAUAAAUAUUCCCCUUUCAGAAACAUUCUUGUGCCCCUAGAGACAGAAAUUCAGAAAUAUUAUACACAUACUGAUGGAUUAUUAUUAUUUCCCCCUCUCUGAAAUAUUAUUUUUCCCCUUUAUGGGUUACAAUAUUUUGGAAGUAGUAGUAGUAAUAAUAAUAAUAAUAAUAAUAAUAAUAAUAAUAAUAAUAAAUAUUCCCCUUUCAGAAACAUUCUUGUGCCCCUAGAGACAAAAAUUCAGAAAUAUUAUAUACAUACUGAUGGAUUAUUAUUAUUUCCCCCUCUCUGAAAUAUUAUUUUCCCCCUUUAUGGAUUACAAUAAUAUUUUGAAAUAAUAAUAAUAAUAAUAAUAAUAAUAAUAAUAAUAAUAAUAAAUUACACCAUAAAAUAGUGUACUCCAUAAAGGCCGAAAUUCCAUGUUUUAUGUGCAACUGAGAGAUUAUUAUCCUUUCUGAAAUAUGAUUGGCAGAAAUGCAAUGUUUUAUAUGUAAUUGAUGAAUUAUUAUUAUUAUUAUUAUUGCCCUCUAUACUAUUGAAUUUUUAAAUUUAUGGAAUACGAUAUUUUGGAAGGGGAACAGUAAUACUAAUAAUAAAUCAGUUACACAGUAAUAUUUCUAGAGAUGGUAAUAAUAAUAAUAAUGUGUUUAUGUGAAACAGGGAGAUUAUUAUCCUUUCUGAAAUAUGAUUGGCAGAAAUGCAAUGUUUUAUAUGCAAUUGAUGAAUUAUUAUUAUUAUUGCCUUCUAUACUAUUGAAUUUUUAAAUGUAUGGAAUACAAUAUUUUGGAAGGGGAAUAGUAAUAAUAAUAAUAAAUCAGUUACACAGUAAUAUUUCUAGAAAUGGUAAUAAUAAUAAUAAUAAUAAUGUGAUUUAUGUGAAACUAUUAUUAUUAUUAUUAUUAUUAUUAUUAAUACUAUUAAUGCCUUCUGGAACCUCACUCUACCCCAUAAAUACAGAAAUUCUAUGUGUAAACAAUGUCGGGAAUCCUAUCUGAAUCUUUGCACUUUCUUCCAUUUAAAAUCCCAAAGUGCCUUCUUUCCUUCCUUCGUUGCUUUUAAUGUUUCCUUCAUUUUUUCCCCCAAAAUUCCCCAAAUUUGAAUUGUGUCCUGUUUUAAACUGUGAUGGAUUUUUGUGCUUUGACACACACUUCAAUAAAGGUGUAUAAAACCACAGAGGAACAUCA
Molecule: messenger RNA, 9429 nt
Organism: Anolis carolinensis (green anole)
Lineage: Eukaryota; Metazoa; Chordata; Lepidosauria; Squamata; Anolidae
Product: myosin-11
Exons: 41
Coding region: 1711-7674 (1987 amino acids)
Biological process (GO): actomyosin structure organization
Cellular component (GO): myosin filament; cytoplasm; myosin II complex
Molecular function (GO): actin filament binding; ATP binding; microfilament motor activity
Source: RefSeq, a predicted model, not a curated record